GAAGAGACUCUUUCCCAGAGCACGUUGUAAGUGUGUGAAUCUAGCCCAGGCAUGGAAAACAGCUCAACUUACCCAGCUCCCUUUCUCCGACCCCCGGUAUUUACAGGGACACCACCACCAACACCACCUACUAGCCAAUGGCUACAUGGAUCAACACAUUCAUCACCUACAAACCAGUGGCCACCUGGACCACCACCUUCAGCAUCUAGUAACCAGUGGCCACCUGGACCACCACCUUCAGCAUCUAAUAACCAGUGGCCGCCUGGACCUUGGUAUGGAGGCUGGAACCAGUGGCCCCCACAAUAUAAUCAGCCCUAUUACCCCACACAGUAUUCAGGUGGACCUGGGUAUUAUGGCCAUGAAAGUCACAAGGAAGAUGGAAAUGGGAACAAUAUUUCAGAUGGUCAGUUUGAGAUGAGAGGACACAAGAGAAAACAAAAGAAGGAACCUGUUUACACACACUAUUGUGACACAUGUGACCGUGGCUUUAAGAACGUGGAGAAAUAUAAUGAACACGUUUCACAGCAUGUUAAGUGUGAAGUAGAUGGCUGCAGGUUCAAUGCCCAUGAGAAAUUGGUCCAGAUCCACUGGAAAAAUAUGCAUGGUCCUGGAGCAAAGAAAAUAAAACUUGAUACACCUGAUGAAAUUUCAAAAUGGAGAGAAGAAAGAAGAAAAAACUUUCCAACUCAAGAAACCAUUGCGAGGAAGAAGCAACUGCAAAAACAGAAGGAAGAGCGAGGAGACGUUUUAAAAACACAGCAGUUUGGUAAGAUGAAAGGGAUGUGGAAGGGCCCAGCAGGCGGUUGCAAUGAUGGACAGCAACGGAAACAUAAUAAAAAGCAAAGAAACUUUAGGAAAAAGUUCAAGAGAAAUGAAGCAGCCACACAGCACAGUGAAUCUGCUAACACAGAGCCAAAUAAAAUCAAUGUGCACAAAGAAAGGCAAAACAAGCCAGCUAAUGAGCAGUUUGUGGACCCCCUCAAUAUGCUGGCUGGCAGUGACCCUGUAGAAUCAGACAAAGAGGAAAAGGCUGUGAAUACAGGAUUGUGUGUAAUCCCAAAUCAGGUAACCACAGGCCUCAGCAGACUAAUAGCCAGCUAUGGAAGUUCAUCAGACAGUGACGACAAGCCUGACGAAUUCCAAAUAAAGACCGUGGCAAAGGCUUUAGAAGAGAACAAAAUUAUACUUCAGAAAAAUGUCCAAAGUGAAAACACAAUAAAAUUCCCAAAUACACAGAAUGCAGAUUCACAAAACCGCUCACUACAGAACAAAGGGCCUCAGAGUAAAUUUGUACCGCAGAGCAGGAAACCUGGAAAACAGGAAAAGAAGCCCCACAAUGCUCCGAUCAAACAUCGACCUACUCUUCUGGAAAUGUUAUUGGCUCAUGACAUACGCCAUGAAAGGAAUGUGAUUCUGCAGUGUGUACGGUAUAUACUCCAAAAUGACUUCUUUGAUGCCCCGCUGGACAUUAAAGCACAUGAAAGCACCACCAAUGGCAUAAGUAAUGGUUUUCUUCCCGAAGGUGGAAGUGUUAAUGCAGAUAAUAGGCUUGAAAUGCAUGGUGAACAGCAGAGUGUUUCAGAUAAUGGAUUGCGUAAAGAAAAGGAGGAUAAUGAGGAUGAAGUCUUUAAUCAUGCCAGCCAGCAAUCCACUAUCGUGGAUGACGAAAUUUGGGAAACCCCAGCCAGCUAUAUAGACAGAGCCGAAGUAUAAAAAUUCUGUACACUUAAAUGGACAUUGAUUUAAGGACCCUGAUUUCGCUAUUGUAAUACACGUAUAUAGUUCUCCAGAACGGAGGACAGAAUUUAUAGCAAGCAUCUUUUGUAUGCUGAAUAACUUUCACUGUCAGUUUUUUUGUGAGAAACACAAAUGGGACAUAUUUUUUUUUU
Messenger RNA from Pelobates fuscus (common spadefoot toad), 1889 nucleotides. RefSeq names its product nuclear FMR1 interacting protein 1 (gene NUFIP1). The transcript is spliced from 10 exons. Gene Ontology annotation, biological process: box C/D snoRNP assembly. The record is from RefSeq and is a predicted model, not a curated record. NCBI's taxonomy places the organism in Eukaryota, Metazoa, Chordata, Amphibia, Anura, Pelobatidae. Gene Ontology annotation, cellular component: nucleus. Bases 52 to 1713 code for a protein of 553 amino acids.